AUGCUGAAGUAUGCCGACUGGACCAACAUGAUGACCUAUGAUCUCCACGGGGUGUGGGACAAGGAGAACCCCAUUGGAGAUAUCGUCCAGGGACAUACAGACUUGACGGAAAUCAAACAGUCCAUGGACCUUCUAUGGCGUAACGACGUCCCUCCAGAGAAGGUCGUCCUCGGGCUAGGCUUCUACGGACGGUCCUUCCAGCUGAAGAGUCCGACGUGUUCAUCGCCUGUGUGUGAGUUUGCAGGGGCUGCAAAGGCGGGUGAUUGCACGAAUAACGCGGGGACUUUGGCAUACUUCGAGAUUCAAGACAUCAUAUCUGAAAAGGACCCCGAAAUCAUCCACGACGAAGACGCCGGGGUAAAAUACUUCACUUUCAGCAAUGACCAAUGGGUCAGCUUCGACGACAAAGACACCUUCAAGCAAAAGACCGACUACGCCAACGAUGUCGGCCUCGGCGGGCUCAUGAUCUGGUCGAUCGACCAGGAUGACAAGCAGUUCACCGCACUCCAGGGCCUUCUGGGCACAACACUGCAAGACUACGACCUGAACCUCUAA
Penicillium odoratum is the source of this 555-nucleotide messenger RNA. Its product is annotated as bacteriodes thetaiotaomicron symbiotic chitinase. The record is from RefSeq and is a predicted model, not a curated record. The coding region runs from base 1 to 555 and encodes 184 amino acids. NCBI's taxonomy places the organism in Eukaryota, Fungi, Ascomycota, Eurotiomycetes, Eurotiales, Aspergillaceae. The transcript has 2 exons. Gene Ontology annotation, biological process: carbohydrate metabolic process.